GGAGACCUGAGCAACCUCUGUGACAGCUCGUCGGCCGCCAUGUCAGCGAGCGGGGCUGGAAACAGAUUCGGCGCCCGGCGGUAGCCCUCCUUGCGUCUCCUGUUCCCAGACAUUCAAGGACUUUAAUGAAACUUAAAUGGUUCAACAAAAGAUGCUCUAAUGGAUGACAGCGAAACUCCUGCAUAUAAUCUGCAGAUAGAACCACAAGAUGGAUGUCAUCCUGGUGACGGCGUGGAAAGUAUAGUAACAUGCUUGCCUUCUGCAUCAGAUGAAAAUGAAAAUCAACUUGAUGGGGAUGGGCUUGAGCUUCUGACCAGCAGUGACAGUGCAAUGGGCAAACCUGAAGUGUUGGAGCAGGACAGUCUGAACAAUAAUGAAAGCUGCACACCAAGCUGUGAGGUGGCUGCAAGUGAGAACUCGGAAAACAUUUCUUGUGAAAGCCCCAAAGACGGGCAGGCCUUCUUGAGAAAGGACCACAAGAUACCUGGAAGCAGAAGUUCAAGAGGCAAAAGAGGCACUGUAAAGAAGAUACCACAAGGACUUUCUUCAGAAGAUACCACACCUUUAAUGCAAGAAAAUAUACUACAUGUAGCCACACAUGCCGUUAGUGAUGAAGAAUCUGCAGAAGUAAAUGCUAACGAUCAACUGGAAGCCUCAAAGUUGGUUCUGCAAUCUCUGUUCUCACUUAUACGAGGUGAAGUUGAGCAGUUGGAUUCAAGAGCACUUCCCCUUUGCCUUCACCAGAUAGCAGAGUCUUAUUUUCAGGAGGAGGACUAUGAGAAAGCAAUGAAAUUCAUUCAGCUCGAACGACUGUAUCAUGAGCAAUUGCUCGCAAAUCUUUCUGCCAUUCAAGAACAGUGGGAAACAAAAUGGAAAACUGUACAGCCACAUACAGUUACACCUUUGAGGAAUUCAGAAAAAGGAUUUAAUGGUGAAGAUUUUGAACGGCUUGCUAAAUUUUGUGCAACACAUCACGAUCCUCUUUUAUCCAAAGAUAAGAUAGCAGCUGUCCAGAAGUCCCUGGGAAGGAAAUGCUUUACGCAGUUAAUAGUAUCUGAAGAUCCAAAGGAAAGAGGAGCUACAGCCAAAGAGCUGGAGAGUGAAAUUUGUCUUGGCAUGGAAUCAAGAAAAGAAAGCCAACGUAAAGAAGAGACCCCGGAGAGCAGUCCCUGCUGUAAUGAGAUGGUCAGGCAGGCAGAUCCCCGGAGCCUGCCGGUAACUGCAGGGAAGGGCCACACGGAGGAGCCGCUCUGCAGCACUGAAGCCACGCAGGAGCUCCACGCCCAGCCCUCGGAGUCGGCAGGGAGCAGGUCCAGCCCCCACUCCUCAGGGAACGCUCCUGAGGAUGACAGCCGCUUGCAGCUGGCUCAGACAGAGGCCUGCCAAGACCUGGCCGAAACAGAGUGCAUUGCUAAGGACCCUAAGGUUUCCAGCCAGUCAGUGACAGAGCCAUUGAUUUCACCAGGCUCUGACCAUAUACCUCCUGCAUUGAUUUCUGAGGGUAAAUACUCACAAAGAAAGGAACUCCGGUUGCCACUCUGGGAUGCUUCUGAGGCGUUGCCCACAGACCAACUUGAGAACAAUGAAUUAAAUGAGCUGCAGCAACCUGAUCUCACAGAGCGUGAUGGAAAAUCACCACAGGGGCAGGCUGACUCAGAGGGCUCUGAGAGUGUACUUUGUGAAAAUAAUCCAGUGUCUGAUUUAAGUACAGUGCUUCCAGAGGUGUAUAUGGCCCCAGAGGAACAGGGAGAUAAGGAAGAACACGUCAGUAAGGAGACAGACGACUAUCUGAACAGCCUUUUAGAAGGAUGCUUAAAAGAUACUGAAGAUUCCCUCUCAUACGAAGAUAACCAAGAGGAAGACUCUGAUUUCCUUCAAGAUCUUUCUCCUGAAGAAGCAUCCUAUAGCCUACAGGAGAACCUGCCUUCUGAUGAAAGCUGUCUCUCUCUCGAUGAUCUUGCAAAAAGGAUAGAGAUCGCAGAGGUUGUUCCUGCUGAAGGACUGGUCUCUAUAUUGAAGAAGAGGAAUGAUACUGUAGGAGAUCAUCCCGCCCAGAUGCAGCAGAAAACAUCCAAGCGAAGAGUGAGAUUCCAAGAAAUAGACGACAGCUUAGAUCAAGAUGAAGUUGGAGGUGGUUCCUGUAUUUUACUGGUCUUGCUGUGCAUAGUGACGGUUUUGCUUAGUGUGGGAGGAACUGCGUUAUACUGCACUUUUGGUGACAUGGAGUCACCCGUUUGUACAGACUUUGCAGACAACAUGGACUUCUAUUACACUAAGUUACUACAGGGAAUAGCGGAACUUAAACACUGGAUCUACCUCUCCUAGCAAGCGUUCACGAGGGACAGGCAUGCUGGCAGUGAGCAUCACAGAGGGAGACUUUCUAAGCAGCUUUUAUUUCAGGAGUUCUGUAACAUGCGCCGCCCCCCGCCCCCCCGCCGC
Messenger RNA from Budorcas taxicolor (takin), 2439 nucleotides. It is a transcript of the gene CNST, whose product is annotated as consortin, connexin sorting protein. The record is from RefSeq and is a predicted model, not a curated record. Bases 160 to 2325 code for a protein of 721 amino acids. Gene Ontology annotation, molecular function: connexin binding. Gene Ontology annotation, biological process: positive regulation of Golgi to plasma membrane protein transport. NCBI's taxonomy places the organism in Eukaryota, Metazoa, Chordata, Mammalia, Artiodactyla, Bovidae. Gene Ontology annotation, cellular component: trans-Golgi network; transport vesicle; plasma membrane. The transcript has 11 exons.